Messenger RNA from Darwinula stevensoni, 1150 nucleotides. The record is from the annotation of a GenBank genome assembly. Lineage: Eukaryota; Metazoa; Arthropoda; Ostracoda; Podocopida; Darwinulidae.
GUCGACAUGCCGAAGAGGUGGUUCGUGCUCUGCCUCUCCCUCUUCCUCUGCCUCCUGCUGCUCUCUCCGCUGCCGUCCAUCAAGCCGAUCCCGCGCCGACUGUACGAUGUGAUUCGCAGUGGAUCUGCGGCGCUCGACCUGCCUUGUGACUGCGACUCGGGGCGACCCGUCGACGGCGCGGUGCCGUCGACCUGCAGUGCCAGGGCGACCUCGAGGGGGCCAGGCCAACGGGUCGUGUCGUACAGCCUCUUCGGGUCGGCCCGGAAUAAUGGCAGGGCGACGGGGAGGUUCGAAGGACUUUUCGCCGAAAAUGCUGAAAACAUCAAAGCUCGAUAUCCAGGCUGGACGAUGCGAGUCUACACAAACUACAAACCCGAGAUCCCCGAGCAGCGCGAGUGGAUGUGCGGGAUGCAGUGCAACCACUCGCACGUGGACUUCUGCCUCGUGGACAGGCUGCCCGGGCUGGGGAACAUCACGGGGCUGCAGAACCAAGGGCGAAUGUGGAGGUUCCUGCCGGGGAUGGAUCCCCUCGUUGACGUAUUCCUCUCCAGAGAUUCCGACUCUCUCAUCCUCGACCGGGAGCGCGCGGCAGUCCAGGAGUGGCUGGACUCGGAUUUCAUGUUUCAUAUCAUGAGGGACCAUCCCGGCCACUACGCCUACAUUCUUGCAGGCCUUUGGGGCGCGAAGCCUCACAUGGACCGUGAGCUGAUGGCGAACCUGACGCGGCGGAUGCUGUUCCACACCGAGUCGAAGCACCGGAAGACGUUCGACCAGGAAGUCCUCCGACGGGUUCUGUGGCCUGCGACCAAGGACAGAAUGAUGGCGCACGACAGCUACUACUGCACGAAUCCGAACUUUCGGGGUCCGACUUAUCGACCGUUCCCGACGCGCAUCGAGGGACGCCUCUUCGUCUCGUACGGGCCGCGGUUCGCCAAUACCAAGAGGAACAACCGCAAGUGCCCGGCGAAGUGCAGGCCGCCGGAUCACCAGGACUGGGAACUCUGCUGAUCUCCACCCCGCUUGCCAUCCUUUCGAUGUUUCCUCGAUUUUUUUUUUACAAUGGGAAUUUUUUUUGCCAACACUUUGCGAUGUCACUGCGAUGCCUAGGGAGGUAAAGGACAAUAAAAAGUUUCACAAAUAAUGAAUGGGA